This is a messenger RNA of Lotus japonicus, 2671 nucleotides long. Its product is annotated as ARM REPEAT PROTEIN INTERACTING WITH ABF2-like. The record is from RefSeq and is a predicted model, not a curated record. Gene Ontology annotation, molecular function: protein binding. The transcript is spliced from 18 exons. NCBI's taxonomy places the organism in Eukaryota, Viridiplantae, Streptophyta, Magnoliopsida, Fabales, Fabaceae. Bases 99 to 2393 code for a protein of 764 amino acids.
AUCCGUCCCUGAUCCCAGUUGCAAAGUUUGUAUUAAACCAUUCACGAUCUUCCUAUCUCUCUCGUUCGUACUUUCCAUCUACAGAUUGCAAUACACAGAUGGAUUCUCCACUUGACAAGAUUCCCCAACAUGUUCUUGUCCUGAAUUCCGCCCCCUCACCCUCUCUCUCAGAUCGUGCUGCGGCAACAACGGCCCUUUAUGUUUUAAAUGGUGCCAUUGCCAGAGAAGAUCAAGAUUCUCCACGAGUUCUACUUGACAAGAUUCUCCAACAUCUUCGUAUCAUCAAUUCCGACCAAUAUUGUAAUACAGAGACACAGACGAAGGAUUCUCCACGACCACGAGAUCUACUUGACAAGAUUCUCCAACAUGUUCUUAUCCUCGACUCCGCCCCCCCACCCUCUCUCUCAAGCCGUGCUGCUGCUACUACUACGUUCGAUGUUCGAAAUGGCCCUCGCAGAGACGGUACACUUUCCACUCUUGUCCCCAGUUUCUAUUUUGUUUGCGUAAUGUUUUCAUUUUAUUGUCAUGUAGCGGAGCUUGCGGAUAUACUGAAUUGUCAUGCUGUCCCUGUUAUUAUGAGACUUCUUUUUUAUUUGAGAGAUGAAAAUAGUGGUCAAGGCUUUUCCGAUACCUUCAAAUAUGAUGUGCAGAGAGGAUGUGCUUUGGUCCUCACCCUUCUAUCUUUUCAACCAAAGUAUCAACGACUCAUUGUUGAUGCUGGAGCCUUGCCUCAUCUUGUUGAUUUGUUAAGGGUGCACAAGGCUGGUGUCAUGUCUCAAGCACUUCUUGGUAUUCUUAAGACAACAGCAGGCGCAAUAACCUAUCUUGCCUAUGAAAACUCCAACAUUAAGACCCUUGUUAGGAAUGAAGGUGGUAUUCCUCCUCUUGUUGAAUUGCUUGAAUUCAAUGAUUCAAAGGUACAGGUUGCAGCUGCAGGGGCCUUGCGAAUUCUUGCAUUCAGAAAUUAUGACAACGCAAAUCAGAUUGUUGACUGCAAUGCAUUGCCCACUCUUGUACUAAUGCUUGCACCAGAUGACCCUACUAUACAUUAUGAGGCGGUUGGUUUAAUUAGAAAUCUGGUCCACUCUUUGCCGAAUAUUAAGGAAGCUCUUCUUGAAGCUGGUGCUUUACAACCAGUGAUUUGGUUGUUGAGUUCCUCAUGUUUGAAGAGCCAAAGAGAAGCAACUCUUUUACUUGGUCAGUUUGUUGAAUUGGGUCGGGCUACUAAGGUUCAGAUUGCCGAAAGAGGGGCUGUAAGACCUUUGGUUGACAUGCUUACGUCCUCAGAUGAACAACUUAGUGGAAUGUCAGCUUUUGCUCUUGGGAGGUUAGCACAGGACCCUGACAAUCAAGCUGACAUUACUUAUAAUGGAGGUAUAGAGCCUCUACUCAAUCUUCUUGGCUCAAAGAGUUAUUUUGUCCAACACAAUGCAGCCUUCACUCUCUAUGGUCUAGCUGUUAAUGAGGACAAUGUCGCAGAUAUUAUUAAGGCUGGUGGUCUUCAAAAACUUCUUGAUGGACAUUUUAAUACUAUUCCUACUAAAAAGUGUGUAGCAAUAACAUUAAAAAAAUUAGAGGACAAGAUGCAUGGGCAAGUACUAAAACACCUGAUGAAUCUUAUGCGCUUUGCAGACAAAGGUGUUCAAAGACUUGUAGCUAUUGCUCUUGCUCAUUUAUGUUCUCCCAAUGAUCGUAAAACUAUAUUCAUUGUUAAUAAUGGACUAGAAUUGCUUCUGGAUCUUCUUGAAUCUGCCAACCUAAAGCAUAAGAGUGAUGCUUCAACAGCGCUUUACAAGUUGGCUACCAAAGCCACCCGUGUCUAUUGUGUUUUCCAUGCUCCUCCAUCAUUCAAGUUGUACUCAGGCGAACAAUAUGUGAACAAUCCUAAUGUCUCUGAUGUCACAUUCUUAGUUGAAGGUAAAAGGUUUUAUGCUCAUAGAGGUUCUUUAAAGGCUUCUUCUGAUGUAUUUCGUGCAAUGUUUGAUCAGUGUUAUAUGGAAAGUGAUGCCCAAGAUAUAGAGAUUCCAAAUAUUAAAUGGGAUGUCUUUGAGUUGAUGAUGAGAUUUAUUUACACUGGAACAAUAGAUGUCAAUUUGGAUAUUGCUGAGGACCUCCUCAGUCUUGCAGAUCAAUAUCUUCUGGACAAUCUUAAGUCUCUUUGUGAACAUGCUAUUUCUCAGGAUAUUUCAGUUGACAAUGUUUCACUAAUGUACGAGAUGUCAGAGGCUUUCAAUGCUACAUCAUUAAGAAAUGUGUGCAUAUUGUUUUUUCUGGAGCAAUUUGAUAAGUUGAGUGUCAAACCAUGGUAUUCUCGCCUAGUUUGUCGCAUUGCACCAGGCAUACGCAAAUUUUUCUCAGAUUUAUUUGAGAAGUACGAUUCAGCUGACUCUUGAGGAUUCUUAAACUUUAAAAAAAGUGAAAAAUGUUCAAAAGAUGUAACUGAUUUAUUUAGUUAGAAAUAGAAGUACAUAUCAUUUUUUUAUAGAAAUCUUUUGGGAUGAGGAAGAGUCAUUUCAUGUAGCAUUGAGCUAUAAGGGGCCUUUUGUUAUAAGAUUGGGAAAUACGUAUCCGAGAAUAUGAAAAUUGGGAAUGUAUAUUCCCGCGUUUGUUAUAAGGUUGGAAAUUUGAUGUCUGGGCAUAAAACAUUCACAUGAAUGAAAUAACUUCCAUA